GGUCGUGUUACAUACAUUGACCAUUUUCUAUUUUUAAUCAAGAGAGCAGAAAAAUAUUUUGCAAUAGUGACACAUACAUACAUUUAAGGUGUUUAGAAGUUAGAAUGUGGUUUAGUCAAAGAUUUCCCACUGCAAAUAAUAAAUACACACUCAGAUAGUGUUUUCUUUUUUUUUUUUUUUCUUUUUUUUCUUCUUUUCCAAUAAUUAAAAUACAAAAAAAAAAAAACAACAACAACCACCUAAUUUGAUAAAGAAAAAAAUGGGUAAAAAAAAAUCACAUCAUACAGAAAAAAACAGUAAACAACAAUCAUCGCAAAUUAAAAAAAUUUCAUCUGUCAAAAGAGCUGAAAUUACAUUGCAGUGUGAAAGAUUAUUUAGAUUAUGUAGUGAUCCUGCAUAUGCAACUCAAUUAUGGGAUAAUUAUUUGGAAAUAACAAAAAUAUUGGAGAAAAUAAAACGUCUUGAAGAUAUGAAAACAAUAACAACAAAACGUUCAACAGCAAUAAAACAAUUUAUUGACUGGUUAAAAGAUAACAAUGCAAAUAUUGAUGGUAUAAGUAUUGCUGAAUUUCCUGGUUUUGAGCUUGGUUUAAAAGCUGAAAAAUCAUAUGAAGCAAAUGAAUUACUUCUUGAAAUACCAGGUAAAUUAAUAUUCAGUGUAGAAACAGCAGCAAGUGAGUUAUCAACAAUUCAAAAUGAUCCAUUGAUCCAACACAUGCCACAAGUUGCAUUAGCAAUUGCAUUAUUAAUUGAAAGACAUAAAACAAAUUCAAAAUGGAAAGCUUAUAUAAAUAUGUUACCAACAAAUUAUUCAACUGUACUUUACAUGACAACAAAUGACAUGAUUGAACUCAAAGGAAGUCCAACACUUGAGGCUUCAUUAAAACACUGCAGAAAUAUUGCUCGUCAAUAUUCAUAUUUUAAUCAAUUUUUUCAAAAUAAUAAUAAUCAAGUUUCGGAUUUAUUAAGAGAUGUUUUUACCUAUGAAGAAUAUUGCUGGGCUGUUUCUACUGUUAUGACCAGACAAAAUAUUAUUCCAAGUCGUAAUGAUUCACAAAUGAUACAUGCACUUAUUCCAAUGUGGGAUAUGUGCAAUCACGAGGAAGGAAUUAUAACAACUGAUUUUAAUAUAAAUUCUGAUACUUGUGAGUGCUAUGUAAAACGUUCAUUUAAUAAAGGCGAACAAAUAUUUAUAAAUUAUGGUUUACGUACAAAUUCUGAAUUUUUUGUACAUUCUGGUUUUGUAUAUCCAGAUAAUAAAAAUGAUGGUUUUAAAUUACGUCUUGGAAUAAGUAAAUCAGAUCCAUUAUUUAAUGAUCGAGUUAAUUUACUGGAAAAAAUUGGUUUCACAUCGUCAAUGACAUUUUUAUUGGAAAAUAGCAGUGAACCAAUAACCGAUCAAAUGCUUGCAUUUUUACGUAUUUUUAGUAUGAGAAAAAAUGAACUUGAUCAUUGGCUUGAAUCGGAAAAAAUAUUUGAUUUAAUGCAUCGUGAUUGUUCACUUGAUACUGUUGUCGAAGAAAAUGUUAAAAAAUUUUUAUUAACAAGACUUAAAUUACUCAUCUCUAAUUAUCCUACAAAACUUGAGGAGGAUAUUGAAUUAUUGAAGACAACAAUGUCACCAUCAAGAAAAAUGAUUAUACAAUUGCGUGUAACGGAAAAGAAAAUACUUGCUGGUGCACUCGAGUAUGUGGAACAGUGGAUCAAAACAUGAUGACCAUUGUUUAUGCAAUAAUAAAUUAAAAACUAGUUUGUUUGGACUGUUUUUUCUUUUUUUUUUUUUUUAUUCGAGUAAUUAAUGUUACACUGUUGUUGAUUAUUUGAAUUCUCAUAUAUAAUAUAUAAUUAAAAUGUAAUAACAAAAAAGAAAAUUGAAAAAUAAUAAAAAGCAUAAAAUUUUGUCGAAAAUAUAUUAUAUUAUAAUGCCAAUGAUAUUUUAAUUAAUUUAGAUAGGCUGUAUUUGAAAUUUAAAAAAAAAAUAAUAAAUUUAUUUGAAAAAUAAAUAUAUAUUUACUUGGAAAAAAAAA
Aphidius gifuensis is the source of this 2027-nucleotide messenger RNA. It is a transcript of the gene Setd3, whose product is annotated as actin-histidine N-methyltransferase. The transcript has 6 exons. The record is from RefSeq and is a predicted model, not a curated record. Gene Ontology annotation, biological process: peptidyl-lysine trimethylation; positive regulation of transcription by RNA polymerase II; actin modification. Lineage: Eukaryota; Metazoa; Arthropoda; Insecta; Hymenoptera; Braconidae. The coding region runs from base 260 to 1714 and encodes 484 amino acids. Gene Ontology annotation, molecular function: protein-L-histidine N-tele-methyltransferase activity; transcription coactivator activity; protein binding.